Messenger RNA from Exophiala mesophila, 4472 nucleotides. RefSeq lists its product as uncharacterized. The transcript has 2 exons. The coding region runs from base 181 to 4218 and encodes 1345 amino acids. The record is from RefSeq and is a predicted model, not a curated record. Lineage: Eukaryota; Fungi; Ascomycota; Eurotiomycetes; Chaetothyriales; Herpotrichiellaceae.
UGAUUCACAUCAGGUCGACUUGACUGCGGAUCCGCCAACUUGACAAACAACGCCUACACCACACAUCGAGUGAUGCUAGAUUCGUUUCUUUCCAACACUCCAACUAGCCGCCCGCCUUACAACCCAAUGCAUAAUGACCUCUUCCCAUGCUAGACUCUCUCGACACCUUUUCAAUCAACAAUGCCCGAUCUUAUCCCCCGGAUUGGGCAGACAAUCGAAACUCAAGAUAAACGUGUAGGAAUUAUCCGCUACAUCGGUCCUCUCCAUAUUGCUGCCGGAGAAUGGCUCGGCCUGGAAUUGUCCGACAACACUGGCAAAAAUGAUGGAUCCGUUAAAGGCGAACGUUACUUCGACUGUUCGCCUGGCUAUGGCAUCUUUGUUCGCAAGGAGUCAGCCGUCAAGAUUGUCAAGCAACCCCAAACUCAGCCUACCAAACCCAAUGGAUCCACGGUUACCCCUUCACUAUCCAAGUCACGGCCUUCCAGCAUUGUCGCUCCAGAUGCUGCCAAAAAGAGGCAAAGUCUUAUGAGCGGCGGCUCUGGGACUACCGCCGGUUCGCGGCUAUCCUUGAAGUCCCCUACAAAGCCUCCCGCCAAACCCGCACCCCCGUCCGUUAGCUCUACCGCCUCCACUCCUCGUACCGGAACUCCCGCGACCACCGCAAGAACCUCCGACUCCAGUUCAAAGUCCAGAUCCAGUAUCGGCGGGAGAACGCUCAUGGGCCCGCCUUCUACAACGACAAAGUCGGCCACUGUGUCCUCAAACAGACAGUCUAUAGGCGGCCCAGUCAAGCAACCUAGCCAAAGGCCCACCUCAAUUCAGUCCCGACAAUCCCUAGUUGGAUCCCGAUUAUCGCUUUCUGCCAAAGGCUCGGGGCCAUCGUCGAAGCCGGAAGUUGCACACGACAGGAGGGAUGAGUUGCGAUCGCCUUCCAUUCAAGAAGAGGACUCUGAGGUUCAAGACACUCAGACAAGUGGAGAUGAUCAUUCAGAACCGAUAAUACCAAAGCAAGAUGAGCCACCGGUGUUCCCCUCUCGUUCGAGGCAGGACACCUUGACUCAAGAUAGUGGAAGUGGGGGACACGAAGACCGAGCACGGCAAGCCCAUGUCAUCAAACAGCUCGAGACAAAGAUUCGAUCACUGCAGAAACAGAGGCAAGAAGACGAGGCCAAACUCGGCGAAGUUGAGACUCUCCGCCACCAAAGUACAAGAUAUGAGGGCAUAAUCCAGGCAUUGCAGAAAAAGCUCAAGACUUACCAGCAAGAUCACUCAGAAUUACAAGCCAAGUACGAGGAUGCCGAAUCUCGCGCCCAAAGUGGUCCGGAUCGAAGUGCUGAGCAAGAUUCCGAGUUGGAGUUGGCUAAACUCGACAAGGAACUAGCUGAAGAACGGGCAGAGAUAAUCGAAGCCGAGCUGGAGGCCCUGAAACUCAAAUGCGAAGAACUAGAACUCGAGGCUGAAAUUCUGAAAGAGGAAAAUCUCGAAUUGAGUUCGGUCAUGACCCCAGAGGAAAGGGCUGGAUCAGGUAUUCUUCAUGUCGAGCGUGAGAACGAGAGGCUUCGACAAGCCCUUACGAUCCUCCGAGAUAUGUCACUUGAGCGCGAAGCUAAUAUCAAAGCCGAAAACAAAGAACUACAAGAGAGUUUGGACGAAAAGGCGCUAAUUGCGUCGAAGUAUGAAGAAACCGCGGCGAAGCUACAACGAUCCGAAGAAGCCCUUUCCCAUCUACGAGAGCAGUUGGAUGCUGUCGACUCGAACGAAGAGAUUGUCGAGUCCCUGGCUGCUGAAAGGGACCACAGCCGAGGAAUUAUUGAGAAUCUGAAGCGGCAGAUUCAGGACUACGAGGAGCAUCUCCAAGUCACUGAUGAACUCGAGGCGUUCCAUGUCGAGGAAGAGAAACGCCUUCACCAUCAGCUGAAUGACACAGAAUCGAUGUUGAAUGAACGACAGCGCCAGUUACAAGAACGUCAAAAGGCCAUUGAAGAUCUUGAAUACACCUUGGACAAGUUCAGAGAUGUUGUUCAGGUCAUGCAGGACGACAUUGCUGAACUGCGCCGAUCUCGAGAAAUCACUGAGCUCGAAGCCCACGAGAUGAGUAGCAAGUCAAGGGCGAUGAUGGACUUGAAUCUUCGAUUACAAAGUUCAGCUGCAAAGACACAGGUCAAAGUAAUUGACAUGGAGCUGGGCAAGAUGCAGGCAGAACAAUCCAAACUGCACUUGGAGAUUGUACAAUUCUUCGUCCCCGACACCUUCGAGACGGACAAGCAGCCAAUAAUUGGACUGUUGUCCUUCAAGAGGAUCCGUGCGAAGGCGUUAUUGUCGAAGACCAUUCUGUCGGAGAAGGUCCGAGACAGUCCAGACUUUGCCUUGGACGAGUCGGCGAUGAUUUUUGCGGUUACGGAGAGGCUGAAUCACAUUGCUAACCUGUGCGACAAAUUUGUUCAAUACAUGUCGGGCUGUUCUACUGAAAGUUUUAUGAAGUUUGGUGGUGCGCCAUUCGAACUACAACCAGUUGAACAGGCAGUGACGGCUUGGGUAGAAGCACUGCGUCGGGACGAGCUUGGUCAUGGUGGCCCAGAGGACAUCCAACGUAUGGCAGGUAUCCUGGAAGACAUGUCGGAGAAGUUGAUGACACAGAACCAAGAAACAAAGGCUGCCGAGCUGCUGGCAUCGACAUCCAUGAUCGAGAUGUAUGCGGACAAUUUCGCAAGUCAAGUCCAUCUCUUAUUGAAAGCUACAGAGAGCAAAUUGGGUCCACCUACAGAGACCGACGAGGAAUCCGUCACAUUUGGAAAGAAGUUGGACCAGUUCGCCAUCAAAGCUCGGACGGUCAAGUACGUUUCUGGCAAGGUCAUUCAAACCCUCGCAGAUCUUCGGGCCACGUCCAUGUGUCCAGGAGAAGUGUCCUGGAACUUGUUCGCCGAGGCAGAACAGUUGUCAGAAUCGCUGUCGGACUUGUUGAGAUGUGUCACCAAGGCUGCUUGUGAUGAUCUGAGCAAGCUGGACCGGAGCGAUACACUUACAUAUUCGAGCCUGACCGAGGUGAUGACAAUGGCAGCCUCCGCACACGUAACCGCCCAGCAAGCGUCAUCUUCAAGAUCAGAGGAUAUCUUCAUCACACUCCCUAGGCUUCUGCAAACAUUACAGGACAAGGUCGAUGUUCUGAAUAUUAAAGCAGGCGACAUCAGCAAUGCUUUCGAGUUUGAGAAGUCACCAGCGCCAUGGGUUCUUCGCGCAAAGGAAGUCAAGAGCCAGAAAGUCAUCUCACAAGACCUACAAGAUGAACUGACACGAAUGAAACAGAAGAUUCAAGAGCAAACGCAUCGCAUUGGAGACCGAGAUAGACUACUCGAAGAACAACAAGUCAAGAUCGAGCUGCUUGAAUCCAGAGCCAAGGAGACAAAGGCUAGAGAUGAUGGCGUCAAGGCGAUGAGGACCGAGAUUGAGAAGUUGCAAUCAGAGAAGACCAUUGCGGUCGAAGGGUUGCAAGCCCUUCAAUCCGAGUAUCAGACCCUGGUCCGCAGCCAGGAAUUACAGAGGGCAGAGCUGGAAUCUCUCAAACACGACCAAACUGCAUCAGGUCAAGGCAUCGGAUCAGGCGUGGUCGAUGAAUCCGUCUCCCUUCGGUUCAAGGCCGAGGUGGAUUUGUUGAAGGUGGAAAUCGCCAGUAUGGAAGCGGCCAUCCGCUUUCUUAAGAUGGAGAACCAACAACUCCGUAUCCCUGUCAACGAAGCUGGCAUGGAUCUUGCCCAACAUUCAUGGCUCGACCCUGACUUGCUCAAACCAAGAGAUUCUACCACGCCUGCUGUUCGACAACUCCAGGCCGAAACCAAAGACAUGUUUACAGAUCUGAUGCUACUGGCCAAGAAAUCCAAACCCAUCAAGCUGAGGCCUAAGACCGUUUCUGGUCAGAAGGAAGAUGGCAACAAGAUCUCAUCAUGGCGACCAGAGGCGGAAACUACCUUGUACAAGGUCCUCCGGCAAAAGGAAGAUUUGGAACAACUGUACGAGUCAAGAUCAGACUUGAUUGAACGGGCGAGAUUCCUGGCUUCGACAACGCGAAGACGCAAAGGUGCUGGUGGUGUAUAUGCGUUGCCUCAUCCCUUACUGAACGUUGGCAAGCUGGGGAAGAACCCACCAGGGUCUAAACCUGAGUAUGGGACUCUUGAACAUGACCACGAGUCCAGUGUCGUCGACGGUGUCAGGAUUGUCGAGUAAACUAGAGCCAGAGGCCAUGUCCGGCCCUUCUUUUCGGGACUGACUGACUGGGGUAUGAUUUGAGUGAUUGAUUGAGCGUUUGAGCGACUCCUACUACUACCGACUAAAUCGGUUUAGAUAAAUUUUUCCUGUCGUUUCACUUAUAAUUGAGUUGCUCUGGCCUGGCCUCACAUGGGCCGAGGCGGCCUCACAUUCACAUUCACAUGUACUUAUAGAACAAGAAGAAGAAAUAAUGCUACAUGUAGUAUGUUCCA